Molecule: messenger RNA, 1302 nt
Organism: Ananas comosus (pineapple)
Lineage: Eukaryota; Viridiplantae; Streptophyta; Magnoliopsida; Poales; Bromeliaceae
Product: 2-methoxy-6-polyprenyl-1,4-benzoquinol methylase, mitochondrial
Exons: 9
Coding region: 170-1039 (289 amino acids)
Biological process (GO): ubiquinone biosynthetic process
Cellular component (GO): mitochondrion
Molecular function (GO): methyltransferase activity
Source: RefSeq, a predicted model, not a curated record
CCUCCCUCGUCUUCAUACCUCCUCUCUCCUCUCUCUCUCUCUCUCUCUCUCUCUCUGUGACCAAAACCCUAGGUUGCUACGGUUUCGCCUCUUCCCCGAGCACGAUUACUUGUCGCGUAGCAAAUUCUUUCUAUUGGAGGAGAAGAAGGCUUAAAAGUAGAGAAACAAUAUGGCUUUGAGGCGGAGUGCAAGCAAACUGGUCGGAGAUCUCCCGGCUGUUCUUUCUCGUAGUGCUGCUUUCCUCCAUUCCCAUGCCACUAGCUUUGGGUUCAAGGAAGUAGGAGAGGAUGAGAAGAGCAAGUUGGUUGGUAAUGUUUUUAGCAGUGUUGCUUCAAAUUAUGAUCUCAUGAAUGAUAUGAUGAGUGUCGGACUGCAUAGGUUGUGGAAGGACAGGUUGGUUUCAAAGCUGAAUCCCUUUCCUGGAAUGAAGCAUCUGGAUGUGGCUGGUGGAACAGGUGACGUAGCUUUUCGUGUUCUAGAAAGUAUAAAAAAUGUGGGCCGUAGAGCCAUGCAAGAUGGUCUAACUGAAAUAGAAGAAGAUACACAGAUAUACAUUUGUGACAUAAAUCCGCAUAUGUUGAACGUUGGCAAGAAGCGAGCUGUUGAACUAGGUCUUGGCGAGGAGCGUUGCCUUCAUUGGGUAGAGGGAGAUGCUGAAGCUUUGAGUUUUGAGGACAGGUCUAUGGAUGGAUACACGAUUGCUUUUGGGAUUAGAAAUGUGACCCACAUUGAGAAAGUCCUUGCUGAAGCUUACAGGGUAUUAAAGAGAGGAGGCAGGUUCUUGUGCUUGGAGUUGAGUCAUGUGGACAUCCCUAUUUUCAAGCAGAUCUAUGAUUAUUAUUCAUUCUCGAUCAUUCCAGCAAUCGGCGAGCUAGUUGCGGGCGAUAGAGAAUCUUACCAAUACUUGGUCGAGAGUAUCCGACGGUUCCCUAAUCAGGAGACAUUCGCGCGAAUGAUAGCCGAUGCAGGUUUUCAGAAAGUUGAGUACGAGAAUCUUGUUGGCGGAGUGGUCGCCAUUCACUCUGGAUUGAAGUUGUGAAGAAGCAUCAAAUCUCCGUCGAAUUCAUUCGCCACCGUCGCAUUAAAUUGUUUCUUUUGUUGUAAUGAAAUAAUUUCGGCGCUUUAUGUGCUACAUAACACCUUAAUUUUACUGUAGCUCUAGAUGAAGUGCUAAUUUGUAGAGUUUAGGGCCUUUAAUUAUAUGCAAAUGAUUCAUCAUUUUGAUUGGUUUCAAAGCUUUUACCCCAGUGUGGUUUUAUAAUAAAGUCUUAAGAGAGAAUAUGUAUCAGUAAGUUUUGUGCA